AUGUGCCUGUUCUUCUGGGAGGGUCCAUGGACAACACCAGCGAGAGCGACGAGGAGGAGCAUUUUCGCCCGACCAAAAAGAUGCGUUUCCAAGCGACUUAGAUUUCCCAUGAUGAUCAUCAGGACCAGGAAGGCAAUGAAGGAAUCGAGAGACAAUAUUGAGGAAGAUGACGGCCAUGACGACAAAAUUCUCACUGAUGCCUGGCUGGAGUCCAUUGUCGAUCUGAACCCAGCCGAUCACGAAGCCGACACUGAUGACCGAAACUUCAUUAAGGCCUGGCUGAAAUCCGUUGUCGGCUUGAGACCAGCCGAUUAUGAAGCCCAGAAUGACGACAACGCCUUUGAUAGCGACGAGAGUAGCCUCAUUGGGCCUGGUUAAAUUCCAUUGUCGACCUGAGCCCAGCCGGUCACGAAGUCUGGAACCACGAUACCGUUUUGGGCGGCCCUGUAUUACAUAGCUGUUAUACAACCGCCAGCCGUUCUGUCUCUUGCGGCUCGUCCGCUACUCAUAGCCGUUCCGUUUCUGACGGCUCGUCAGUAGCUCUUGGCCGCU
Podospora bellae-mahoneyi is the source of this 552-nucleotide messenger RNA. RefSeq lists its product as uncharacterized. NCBI's taxonomy places the organism in Eukaryota, Fungi, Ascomycota, Sordariomycetes, Sordariales, Podosporaceae. The record is from RefSeq and is a predicted model, not a curated record.